Molecule: messenger RNA, 3592 nt
Organism: Perca fluviatilis (European perch)
Lineage: Eukaryota; Metazoa; Chordata; Actinopteri; Perciformes; Percidae
Gene: gfra1a
Product: gdnf family receptor alpha 1a
Exons: 11
Coding region: 458-2044 (528 amino acids)
Biological process (GO): nervous system development
Cellular component (GO): signaling receptor complex; external side of plasma membrane
Molecular function (GO): signaling receptor activity
Source: RefSeq, a predicted model, not a curated record
GGGGGUAGCUGGCACUCUCCUGCUGAAUGCGCUAGACAGCAGUGGGGCUCCAGUUGGCUGUGUGCGCUCAGACGCACAGACGCAAGCAUCCCACUGGCUGGAGUUGGAGGACACUCGCCUGUUUGGCUUCCACCGCUGCUCUGAUUACUGAUCCCUUGUCUUUGUCUCCCGGCGGUGAGAAGACCACCCGCACGGGAGGAAAAGAAAGAAAGAAAAAUAAUCGCUUCUUUUGUAUAGACUACUUAGAGCCCGAUAAACUGUACCGAAGCGGGACUGGACACUCUUUUAUUUGGAGGGGAAAUUAUUUCUCACACGAGGCGAGCUGGAUCUGGUUUUGUACAGCGGAGCGCACACCGACUACGUCUUUUCAAUGGAUUUCAGUACAGUGGAAGUACCCUGGGAAUUAAACUACUGUUAAGUCGCCUUUAGUUCGCAAAUUUCGUUCCAAUAAGGGUUUAUGUUUCAGAUGGAGAGGAAGACAAUGAUCCUCUCAGUGUUGUAUGUCCUUCUGCCUCUUUUAGAUGUGCUGUCGUACGCCGAGGAGAACGUGCGUGCUGGGGCCACCCGGCUGGACUGUGUGCGGGCCAGUGAUCAGUGCAUGAAGGAGCAGGCGUGCAGCACCAAGUACCGCACGAUGAGGCAGUGCGUGGCCGGCGGCAAGGAGAGCAACUUCAGCAUGGUGGCCGGCCUGGAGGCCAAGGACGAGUGCCGGAGCGCCAUGGACGCGCUCAAACAGAGCCCGCUGUACAACUGCCGGUGUAAAAGGGGCAUGAAGAAGGAGAAGAACUGCCUGCGCAUUUACUGGGGGAUCUAUCAGACGUUACAAGGUAAUGAUUUCUUGGAGGAUUCUCCAUAUGAACCCAUGAACAGCCGUCUAUCUGACAUUUUCCGCCUGGCUCCCAUCAUGGAGGGUGGGGAACCGUGGAGCAGCUCCGCCACUUCGGCUCCAGGCAGGGGGGGUGCCCAGGGCAGAGAGCCCGCACUGGGCAGAGGGAGCCCCUCCUCCACGGAACUUCAGGAUCCGAGUAGAAACAGGAGAGCUCAUCCCAAUUGGGCCAUACUGGGUGAGCCUGCAGUGGCCAGAGAGAACAACUGUCUGAAUGCUGCCAAGGCCUGCAACCUGAAUGACACGUGUAAGAAGUACCGCUCAGCCUACAUCAGCCCCUGCACCAGCCGCGUCUCCACUGCUGAAGUCUGCAACAAGAGGAAGUGCCACAAGGCCCUGCGGCAGUUCUUUGACAAGGUUCCUCCGAAGCACAGCUAUGGCAUGCUGUACUGCUCAUGCCCGCUCAGCGACCAGACAGCAUGUUCAGAACGCAGGCGUCAGACCAUCGUCCCUGUCUGCUCGUACGAAGAAAAACAGAAACCCAACUGUCUCGAACUGCAGGCCUCCUGCAAGACCAACUACAUCUGCCGGUCACGACUGGCUGACUUCUUUGUCAACUGCCAGCCAGAGCCUCGCUCGCUGUCGGGCUGUCUGAAGGAGAACUACGCAGACUGCCUCCUCUCAUACUCAGGUCUGAUUGGUACCGUGGUGACUCCCAACUACCUGCGCUCGCCCAAAAUCAGCGUCUCCCCCUACUGCGACUGCAGCAACAGUGGCAACAACAAGGACGAGUGUGACAAGUUCACCGAGUUUUUCACCGAGAACACCUGCCUCCGUAAUGCCAUCCAGGCCUUUGGCAAUGGGACAGAUGUGGGAGUGUGGCAGCCGAUGUCCCCCGUCCAGACCACCACCUCCACCACCACCCCCUACAAGAGAAACCGCGAACGCAACCCCAACACCAUCGACAACAACAUCAACACAGACCCUGGCAUCUACCACUUCUGUGGCAGCCUACAGGCUCAGAAAUUGAAGUCAAACUCAUCUGUUGAUGGCGUCUUCUGUGUGGACACUCAGAUAGACGGUUCGAGUACAUCAAACGCCAUCCUGAGGAACUCGGCUGUCUCCAGACGGCCUGCAAGCCUGGCCUCGCUGCUGCCCCCGCUGCUCUGGCUCUGGUACUACCGCCCGCUGGCGCUCUCCUCGCCAGCCGUCUUGUAGCCUCGCCGCUUCACAGCAACAAACUACAACGGACUGACAAACACACAUUUGUAUAAAAGAAAAAGCAAAAUGAGAAAUGAUAUCCUUUCUUCUCAGUAAUACCUGUUGUACUUUUAUUUCCCUCUGGAUUCUAUCUCUCUUUGGAUUCCUACUUUGUUUUUUUUUAUGAAUUUUGUUUGUUGUUGUUUUUUUUGCAUUGCAGCUGUGUGCUAAAACGGUGAUCUAUACGUGUUAACUCAGUUUGGCUGUGUGUUCCCUUUGGGUUAGUUGAAAAAUGAAAAGGGAUUUAAAGCUUCUGUGCUGCUCUCUUUGGGCCGAAAUGAGAAAACGCUCGAGGACUACAUUCCAAUAAACCACAGCUGGUGGCUGUUGGAAAGGUACAUACAAUGUAAGUUUUACACAGUCGUCAAGUUGGUUUCCACCCACGUCUGUUUGUGUGUUGAGGCUAUAGGUGGGAUCUUUCGCUCAAAAGUCACAGUCAGUUCGGCGCCGGCUACAUUUUAAUCACUCGGGCAGCCUUCUAGGUGUUAUUCAGUCUCCUCUGUGGUUUGUGUAUGUUUUGAUAAUGACGUGAUCUGGUAUUUUACAUUUUUACGAAAGCUCCACGUGGAUAUUUACCUUACACCAAUAACUUGAAACAUCAGAGAAGUUCGAACAUCUGCGCCUCAAAGCGUCUCUACUGUAGCUCAUACUGAUUGCUCACACAUCGCCGCUGGCAAAAGCACACAGGCAAAGACCCACAAACACACACUGCACAUUUUCACACAUUCAGACACAAACACAGAAAGACACACAGCGCCAGGCUUUCUGCUCCCCCUUUUAUUUUUUUUUAUUUUAUUUUUUUUUUUACACCUUUUCGUAAACGGAGUGAUACUCUGAGAUCACAGGACAGUAGGUCAUACGCUGCUGUGGAUGGCUAAAUCCACUCCACUCAUUAGUGAUUGUACAUACUUGUAAUUGUUAGAAGUCCGAGCCAUGUUCAGGGUUUCUGUAUGGAAGGUGACGGAGAAGCUGCUGCAGUUUCAUCUGAAAGAUUUAUUUCUUCUUCUGAUGUGCUUUGCUGCACUGCGUCCACAAAACAAGAGCUGAGGGGGGGGGGGAAACAAGCUCAUUGUUGUAGAGUUGUAAUUCACGCCUCCAUCACGCCAAGGCUUAAAGCAUCCUUUUCUGUCAGUUCAGUGUUACGACUUUUUGCCUCAAUUGUGAAACUGUCAACACGUGUUUGGGGAGGGAGCAGCUCGCUUGAUAUUAUGUAUUUGCUGAGCUUCUACAGCCCUUACUUCCUCUCAUUGCAACUGUCGAGUGUUUUAUUCUAGUACAGCAUCGAUUGGGAACUUUCUCCAGCUUCACCAGAGGACUUUUUAAUCGUUUACGGCUGACUUGUUGAAAAUAUAAUCCCUGAAUAAGGGUUUUUUGUUAUGCAUAACCCUGUAACCUAGAGGUGUGAAUCUUCACUGAUCUCCCGAUUCGAUUACGAUUAUCACGUCAGUGAUUCAAUUCGAUUCGAUAUCUCGAUGCAUCACGAUGCGUCAAAUACAUUUUUCUAUU